Messenger RNA from Sporothrix schenckii 1099-18, 1704 nucleotides. RefSeq lists its product as uncharacterized. The transcript has 3 exons. The record is from RefSeq and is a predicted model, not a curated record. The coding region runs from base 1 to 1704 and encodes 567 amino acids. Lineage: Eukaryota; Fungi; Ascomycota; Sordariomycetes; Ophiostomatales; Ophiostomataceae.
AUGGCUACGUCGGCGCAAAAGGUCGUCUUCGGGGCGAUGACGUUUGGUACGGCGGGCGCUGAACAGGCUCGCGUGCACGAGCUGUCGGACUGUGCGACGAUCCUGGACGUCUUCCAGAAGCACGGGCACAACGAAAUCGACACGGCGCGCACAUACGGCGGCGGGUCGUCGGAGACGUACCUGGGCCAGCUGGAUCUGCCCAAGCGAGGCAUCGUGCUGGACACGAAGCUGGCGCCAGGCCGGGGGGGCGGGGGCGGCGCGCAGGCGCACACGUACACGCACCGCCCCAGCGACCUGGAGCCGGCGCUCCGCGAAAGCCUGGCGGCGCUGCAGACGGACAAGGUGGACAUGUGGUACCUGCAUUCGCCGGACCGCAGUGUGCCGUACGAGGACACGCUGCGCGAAGUGAACCGGCUGUACGAGCAGGGCUAUUUCCGGCGGUUCGGCAUCAGCAACUACGCGGCGUGGGAGGUGGCGCAGAUGGCCGAGAUUGCGCGGCGGCACGGCUGGAAGGCCAUUGAUGUGUACCAGGGUGUGUACAACGCGCUGCACCGCGCGGCCGAGCCGGAGCUGUUCCCGUGCCUGCGGCACUACGGCAUCGCCUUUUACGAGUACAACCCGCUGGCCGGCGGCCUGCUGACCGACCGCUACACGCGCGCCGACACGGCCGCCGACGUCGAGCCCGGCAGCCGCUUCGACCCGGCCCGGACGCAGGGCACCAACUACCGCACGCGGUACUGGAACGACGCCUACUUUGACGCGCUGGACGUGGUGCGGCCCGUCGCCAAGGCGCACGGGAUUCCGACGGCCGAGGCGGCGCUGCGCUGGGUCAGCCACCACAGUGUGCUGCGGAAAGAGCAUGGCGACGCAGUGAUUAUCGGCGCCAGCAGCGCGGCACAGCUCGAGGACAAUCUGGCGAGCCUGGAAAAGGGCCCUCUGCCGGACGAGGUGGUUCAGGCGUUUGACGAUGCGUGGAACGUGGUCAAGGCGGCGUGCAAGCCCUAUUUCCGGGCCCGAGCACUCGAUGGCCUGGCCCUUGAUAACGUCGAGGUCGGGCCGCGCCGGGUCCUUGUUAUCGAGGAAGAUGAGGACGGCCUUGGCGAUCUGCGCGACAGGCGUAAAGUACUCCUCGGGGAACUGCUGCCACAGCUCAGUCGUCAGCAGGUUCGUCUUGACCGUGCCGGGCAGCACGGCGUUGACGCGGACGGCGUCGCGCCGCCACAUGACGCGGUCGAUGCAGCGCAUGAGGCCCAGCACGCCGUGCUUCGUGGCCGAGUAGACGGGGCUGCUAAAGGACGGGUACAGCGCGCCGCAGCUGGCUGUGAACUGCUGCGCGAGGUAGGCCGUCGUCGUGGCCGCCGUCAGGCAGACGUCGAUGAUCGUCUGCGUGCCUUUGGGCAGCGGCGGCGGCUCGUCGCUGUUGGACGCCUCGGUGCGGUCAUAGAACUCGUCGGCGCGCUCAGCCACACCGGCAUUGGCAUAGACAAAGUCGAUGCGCUUGUGCAACCGAAAGAUGUCGCGGAAAACAGUGCCCAGAGCCUUGUAGUCGGUCACAUCGACCUGGUGGAAAACGCCGCCGACGACGCCGUCGACGGCCUUGACAGCCGCCGGGUUGUAGUCGAGGAUGUGGAUCUCCCAGCCGGCCUUGCGCGCGCCGAGGGCCGUUGCCGUGGCCAGGCCGAUGCCGCUGGCUGUGCGGGUUAG